Molecule: messenger RNA, 4283 nt
Organism: Poeciliopsis prolifica (blackstripe livebearer)
Lineage: Eukaryota; Metazoa; Chordata; Actinopteri; Cyprinodontiformes; Poeciliidae
Product: neuronal pentraxin-1-like
Exons: 6
Coding region: 591-2633 (680 amino acids)
Source: RefSeq, a predicted model, not a curated record
AAAUUAUCCACCUAAAGCCAAUCCUCCUCAAGCUGAUCACUGAGCUGAAUGGACUAACAAGCUCAGGGACUUCAAAAUUACAUGCAGGAAAUGUUUCUCCAGGAGCUGAUGGAUGUUUAGAAGCUGAAGUUAAAUGGAUUACACUGAGCUGCCAAGCACAGGAAAUCAUAGAAGCCAAGACUGAUCACUUGCCUGGCACUAACUAGCACAACACCACGUCCUCGGGUGGGACAACGUUUCACGAUACAUCAGCCAAGUUCACACAGCCUGAUGAUUUGCCAUGGAAUCAAGAAACUUUGUCCAAUUCAAAUAGGUUAGCUUAGGGGUGAAAAGAAACAGUUUGGCAGUGACCUUUGUUCAUUUCUGAAUUACUUCCUUGCUAUCUUGGCAUUUGUGUUAGUUAUCGUUUUUUUGUUGUUGUUUUUUGUCAUCCAAGAGGAAAUUAUGUCUCAAGUGAAUUUGUUGAAAUGAUAUGCUACAAAACACCUACAACCAACACAAAUGACAUCCAUUCAUGGUGUUCUUCAAAGUAAAGCUAAUUCUUGGGGAAACAGUCAUUUAUCAAGGGGCUACAUUCAUUCAAACUAAACAUGGCCAGAGACAACAGCUUUCUGAGCCUCAUGCCUUCACCUGUGAGGUAUGAGCAAAGGUGUGGACCAGCCCUGGGAUUAAUCCUGCCUCUUUUCCCCCUACAUUCUCUUAUUUUUUAUUAUUUUUUGUCAUGUGCUGCUGCCGUGGGCACCAUAGAAUAUGACUACGGAAUUAGUCCCAAAUUUGUCUGCACUCCCGUUCCCCCAGAAGCAGAUCCCAGCUGUUAUUCACCACCUUCUGUGCCCCAUGGACCAAGUAGCAGCAGUCAUGGGAAUGACCACGGCACUGGCAGUCAUCGGGGCAUAAUGUCAGAUGAGGCAAAAGCCACCAUUUUGCACCUUCGUGAGAGCCUUGUAAGGCAGAAGGAAACAAUCCUGGACCAGAGGGAGACUAUCAGAGAACUGACUGCCAAACUCACGUUGUGUGAAGGGUUUGGCGGCCACCACAGCAUUGGUCAUCACGAAAGCCAUCAUGGUUACCAUGACAGUCAUCAUGACACUCACCAUAGUAGCCAUCAGGACAAUCAUAACAGCCACCAUGAUGAGCACCAUGGACAUCAUGGCAGCCAUCAUGGGCCAUCAUCACUGCACCACGGGCCCUCAGCCCAUCAUGACAGUGACCAUCACAUCUCCCAUGGCAGCCACAGGUCAGACCUCCACCACCAAAAGGGCUCAUCAUAUAGCAAACACAACUCUUUUUCACCAGAACAGACUGGAAAGACGCUGCAGACAUUGAAAGAGAGGCUGGAGAACUUGCAGGCAAGAAACUCCUCCAGUUCCUACUCAAGCUCCCUGAGAGAACUCCUCCAGCGAAAGAUCAAUGCUCUAGAAGAACAGCUACACAGUUACUACAGAGAUCACCAUAAUGACCACCAUGCUGACCACCAUGAUGACUCACAUAAUGAUAACCACAACGGCAGCCACCAUGAUGACCACCAUUCUACUCACCAUGGUGGCCAUCCUGACGAUAGCCACCAUAGCAGUGGUCACCAUGAAGACCAUCACAGCAGCCACCAUGGUAGCCAUAGAUACAACCAUCACAGCAACCAUCAUAGUCGCCAUUAUGACCCCCACCAUGGCUGGCAUCAUGGUCAUCGCUAUGGUCACCAUGAAGACCAUCACAGCAGCCACCACAAUGACCAUCAUAAUGACCACCAUGGUCACCAUCAUGGUGGUCAUGAUAGCCAUCAUGAUAGCCAUCAUGACCACCAUGAUUCACUGCAUGGGCAUGGAUAUCAUGAUGAUCACCAUGAUGAUCACCAUGGCACUGAGGACCAUGACAAUCACGAAGGGGAGCAUCCACCCAGGCGCCUUCCUUACACUAGCAAGGAAACAAGUCUGCGGGGCUCUGGACACAGCAAGCUGGAAACAGUUCUUGGCCAACUACAUCACAAUGACCAUGGAAACCAAAAGAAGCUUAAGAGUCCAAGUGCUUUCCUCCUUGAGUUUCCCAUGAGGACCAACUACAUGUAUGCCAAGAUGAAGCGAUCAGUGGUCAAUGAGAUCUUCGCCCUGACCAUCUGUCUGUGGCUGAAGCCAGGGGAAGGUUCUGGCCUCGGAACACCCAUUUCCUACGCCGUGCCUGGGCAAGCUAAUGAGCUGGUGCUAAUGGAAUGGGGCAGCAAUCCAAUGGAGCUGCUCGUUAAUGACAAGGCAGUGACACUACCAAUAACUUUAACAGACGGAAAGUGGCAUCAUGUGUGUGUGACAUGGUCAACACGUGACGGCGUUUGGGAGGCUUACCAAGAUGGAGUGAAGAAAGGUUCCGGACAGAACCUGUCAGCCUGGAAUUCCAUAAAACCAGGAGGGAUCUUUAUGUUGGGUCAGGAGCAGGACACAAUGGGAGGUCGCUUUGACAUCACUCAAUCUUUCUUGGGAGAGUUGUCAGAUCUCCAGUUCUGGUCCAGAGUCUUGACAGCUAAUGAGAUUCACACCCAAGCAACAUGUGGAAACCACCUUGUUGGUGACGUCAUGUCAUGGUCUGAAGAGCAAGUGGAACUUCAUGGAGGGCUGACUGAGCUUCCUUUUGAGCCUUGUCACUAAAUAGAAACAUUGAAUUCUCACAGGCAAAGCAGUAGAAUUAUAUGAUUAAAUGCAUGUGUCAAAAAUGGAUGGGGAAUGGAGAAAUAUAAUUUUUCUGCCUUCUCCACCUACGCGCUCACUUCCAUGUUCUCAGCAGGACUGCUUUGAAAGCUCCCAAGAGCGCAGCGCUUUGGAUUUACUGCCUGUAUGGUCACGACUGCGGCUGCUGCUCUGAUGGAUUCAACACACAUAAUUGGAUUUCCUUUCAGCAGAACAGCGACAGACGUUGCUGGAUUCUAUUGACAAGCUUGCUGCAAUCAUCACAAACAUUAAAAAAGGGUGAAAAAGAGAGUAAAGGGACAGGAAAAAAGCCUCAUCAGCUCCUCAGAUGUUGUCACAGGAUAUGUUUCUUUUACAGGUCAAACCUGGCAUUUUUAUAGUAUUACUCGAUAAUGUUAACUUGUAUACAUUACGUAUAUUAGUAUUUCAUAUUGAAAAUAAUGCAGGCUAUUUGAGGAAAAAAAAUACAAUUAAAAAUAAUUAAAUGGAUGGGUUGUGUUGUACCAAAUUAUGCAUGUUGUCAACACAGAAUUGAAAACGCUUUUCAUUUGACCGCUGUUAGUUGUUGCGUAACGGUGAGAUGGUUCGAUGUCAGGUGUGACAUGCUAUGGCUUUAAGCCACCUAACAGCAUCAAAACAGGUAAACCGGCCUACAACGUGUCAACGCUGUGAAGCCAACGUCUCCUGAUCUACUGGUGGCUUAUGUUAGGAUUUACCUGUGAACAGCUGACCUUAUCCUGCCUAUUUCCAACCAGCUCAAACCUUAAGGCAAAGGCAGACAUGCCAACACAUAUGCAGUUGCACAUGCUCAGAAAAGCUAAAGAAGUGAGAAAGUAUUGCUGGUCCCAUGGUAGCAGCUUGUAUCUUCUUAUUUUUUUUUUCUUUUUGUACAUGUACAUAGUAUUAUAUGGUCUCUUUCCAUUGGUCAAAAUACUUUAGAACUGUAUUUGUUACAUUGUAAAUAAGUAAAAAAAAAAUAAAUAAAUAAAUAAACUGUAUUUUCCUGAUCUUUUCUUAUCUCUUUUUGCUUUUGGAGGAUAUCCUCCAUAACAAAUUGUUGAAAUCUGUCUAAGUUUGGCUUUAAGUCAGGCUUUCUUGCUUUGACCAGUCUUUGUGUAAAAAAGGGAUAUUAAUUACAGCAUUUAAAAAAAAUAGCUUUAAACAUCUGCUAAAUCUUUUAUGUAUGCCAAAGUAUGAAGCACUUUGAAAUGUUUGUCCUGUCUUUUUCUGUGAUAAAUAGUGGGCCAAAUGUGUGUUACACCUCUUUCAAACGUGUUCUUUGUUUUUGUCAUUUAGACUACAUACAUUUACUGCAGAUAAAUAUUUGUAAGCUCUUUACUCAGUAUGUAGAACAAUGGUAGCAUCAUCAUCAUUAAUAAAAUAUCUGCUUAUUUUUCGCCUUUACGGUAUAUGCCAGCAUUUUGAUAGCAUUUGUUUUGUUAGCCUUUGUAUGUAUAUAACAUGUUAUAGUUCAAAACAGUCCCUCCCUCAAGUGUGAGCCAAAAAUGCAUACAGAUUUGUAAAACUUGAAGGAGUAAGAUUAUGAAUCAUAAAUGCUGGAAAAUGUUUGUAAAUAUACACCAAUUUUGAAUAAAACAAUUUAAAAUAACA